AUAAACCUGCGCGGAAAAGGACACAUCUUCGCGCCCGGCCGUUGCGAUCCACACAUCCUCAUGGUUUCUGCCGUUUAUCAGCUUGCAGUUCUCAACUUCUAACCCUGCGAGCCUGGAUCUUUGGAUGAAGGGGUGGCAUGACGCUCCAACAGGUACUGCAACAUAUGUUCCCUAGGUUCCCAGCAUGUCUUCGACCAUUGCGGAAGCUAAAAACCUUGUUGCCGCAGACCUGACGACCAACUAAAGCUACUACCAUGGCCUCGAAAUCGUCGUUCCUCCCUCGCCUUCCUUUCUCUCGAACAGACGGCCCGGGCCUUCCGUUUCACAACUCACGGAAUCUUCCCAUCCGUAAGCGUACGAGCGAAUACGACCUAUCCGAUCUUUCGCCCCGUCCCGAUGACGACCAGUCUCCUUUGAAUCUACCCCUUCCGGGCCGAAAGAGCUCUCCUCGUCCCCAAAGUUCUUCGCCAACCUUACGAUACAGUGACAGGGCCGACAGACCUGGGCACGAGUCUAAGAUAAACCCAGGACCCCUAUUCUCAGGGCCUCCGCCCCCCAUAGCAACGUCGACGCUGCUCUACAGGGAUGAGGAGGACAGGGGCAUGGAGCGGCGGCCCGCUGCCCGCUAUGCCGACAACUCAUCCUUCGCCCGCAACGCCCUGAGCAGCGUGAGCAGCGUCCUCUUCGAUCGAGGCUCACCCUCCCACACCAAAGACAACCACCAAGCCCCCGAGCCGGACACGAUCUGGCGCAGCCUCCAACGCCGCGAGAUGGCCCUCCAGAACGAUCUCCAACACCUCCUCGACGCCCAGUCCACCGGUCUCGCGGCACAUCUCGACCCCACAGCCCCCUCCGCCCCAAGCACCCUCUCCUCAGCCAGCACCGCCGACGACAGCGCCAGCAACAGCAGCAGCACACACACAGAGCCCUUCCACGCCAGGGGAGCCGCCGCCACCGCCGCCGCCUACUCUGCGGGUGGCGGCGUGGUGCCCGUGCGGCAGCCCCGGCGGCGGCCGGUGGGCCUGCGCGGGGCGCGCGCGGGCCUGGCGCGGGUCAUGGUGCAGCUGGCGGGGCUCAAGGCCGAGGAGGACGCCGGGCUGGCGGCGGCGCUGGGGGCGCGGAGGCGCGCGCUGGCGCAGCUGCGGCGCCUGGCCGGGCGGCGGGACGGCAUCGCGGGGGAGCUGCGGGCGCUGGAGCGGGAUGACGGGGGUGGUGGCGGGGAUCCGCUGGCGCGCGAGCUGCGGGGGCUCGGGGAGGAGAGGAGGGAUGUUGUGGCGGAGAUGGCGGAGCUGGAGGAGAGGCUUGUGGGCCUGCGGAGUCGGAAGAGGUGGUUGGAUGGGAAGAUGGAGGACGUGAGGAAUAGGAGGGAGGCUGGGCUGAGCGGAUACAAGGGCGCGUUGAGGGAGGUCGAGGUCAAGGUUUCGGGUUUGCUGACGAGGCCGCCUGUCAAGCCCCUGGAUCUCGCGGCUAUAACAAGUGGCUCGAGACGCUUGCAAGGUGGCGGCAGUGUCGAUGGUGCGAGUGCCGAUGGACAGUCACCUGGCGGUGUUGAGUUCCUGCGCAUGCGCCCUGAGCGCAGGACUGUUGAAAUGGCGAGGGAUUGGUGGGAGAGCGAGAUCGAGAUAUUGGAAAGACGCAAGAUCGAGGUGGACGAGGAGCGAAACGCCCUCGAGGAAGGGGCGGAAGUGUGGAAAGAAGCCGUCAAACUGGUCUCGGACUUCGAAUCGGGACUCCGCAGGGAGAUGAAAGACGAACUGGGUGCCGCGGACAAGGGAAAGCAAAAGGCACCGACUCCAGAGGAAGCAAUGCAUGCGCAGCUGGACAAAAUGGCUGGGGUAAUCGUCGGGUUGGCACAGCAACUGCGAACAGCAGAGGAGAAGGGCUGGAAUUUGCUCAUAUGUGCCAUUGGAGCAGAGCUGGAAGCAUUCAAGGAAGCUGAGCACAUGUUACGCGAGGCUCUACGAGCUGCAGGGUUCGAUGACGAUGACGACGACGGCCCCACGCCCCGGCUAGGAAGAUCCGUGAGCCUGAAGACUUCUGCCAAGCGAAGUGGAUCCGGCGAUGGCAAAAAGCUGGUAGACGUCGCCGAAGACAGGUCGCAGGAGAGCGACAAUGAAGUGCCUCCGGACCUCCUAGUUUCGCACGAAGAAGACCAUGACGACUCUCUUACGCAAGACCACGAAGUCGGGGAAAGCCCUGAGCAAGAGGACAGCGAGAAUGAGGUGCCGCUGGAAUUCCUAGCUGAGCACCACGAGGAUGAAGAGGAUGAUGAUGAUGCUAAACAUGAAAGCAUGAGCAAAGCAGCAUAGCCACAAGUUGGCAGCGUUUAUUGUUACCCGAGUUAUUACGGAUCUUUUAUUAUUAAUACAUUAACACUGACUCACCGAACUGAUGAGAG
Messenger RNA from Phialemonium atrogriseum, 2398 nucleotides. RefSeq lists its product as uncharacterized. The record is from RefSeq and is a predicted model, not a curated record. NCBI's taxonomy places the organism in Eukaryota, Fungi, Ascomycota, Sordariomycetes, Cephalothecales, Cephalothecaceae. Bases 255 to 2309 code for a protein of 684 amino acids. The transcript has a single exon.